Nezara viridula (southern green stink bug) is the source of this 654-nucleotide messenger RNA. Lineage: Eukaryota; Metazoa; Arthropoda; Insecta; Hemiptera; Pentatomidae. The record is from the annotation of a GenBank genome assembly.
AUGCUGCCCAGAAGCCGUCAUCUCGCCAGAGGGAUUAGGAAACCUGCUUGCAAACGGAAAGACGAAUCAACGAUCCACUCCGACCAUACGUCUGCUCCCAAGAAACCACGAUUGGUUUUCACAGACCUGCAGCGACGUACCCUGCAGGCUAUUUUUAAGGAAACCAAACGUCCUUCGAAGGAAAUGCAAGUUACAAUAGCUCGACAAUUAGGUCUUGAACCAACCACUGUUGGAAACUUUUUUAUGAAUGCAAGAAGACGUUCAAUGGACAAGUGGAAAGAUGAGACCGAAACUAAGCCAACUGGCAGUCAUCAGUCUCCUAGUGACAGUAUCGUGCAACAAGACCUCUUGUGACAUACUUCUUACCCCGUACAACAUCUCGUCUUUCUAUGAGCUUACAAGGAUAAGUGUCUUCUUUGCACAGACUUGCAGACUUUGGGUACACUAUUUCUCAUAUAUGAUCUGCACAGUUCUUAUAUACUGAAAUAGUAGACAUUGCAUGAUAAGAAUUGCAAAGCAAGAGAUUUAGGGGAUAAAUUUCGGAAUCCGUCCACUGGGUAAAGAACCCAACAUUUUUACUGAUAAUAAUGUUGUAACUCAUAGCACUAUACUUUAAAUCACAAAUGUCACUUUACACAAUCAAAGAGUGUUUAC